This is a messenger RNA of Mesorhabditis belari, 587 nucleotides long. Lineage: Eukaryota; Metazoa; Nematoda; Chromadorea; Rhabditida; Rhabditidae. The record is from the annotation of a GenBank genome assembly.
AUGAUUUUGCUGUAUUUUCUAAUCGAAACACUACGAGCCAGCAAUCCGGAAGAUCGUUGUUUGGAAACAAUCGACCCGGGACCGUGCCAAGUUUAUCAAAUGAAAUGGUUUUGGGAUGAGAGUGACGGACAAUGCAAAGAAUUCACGUAUGGAGGAUGUCUCGGCACUAAAAAUAGAUUCAACACGAAACAGGAAUGCAUCAAGAUGUGCCGAUACAAAUUGUUCAAUCCCGCUGCUGUGCCUGAUCUUUGUCUUCUCGAGGUCGAUCAUGGACAUUGCUCGGAUGAACGAAAUGGACAGUGGUGGUAUUGGUUCAAUUCGGAUUCGGGUGAAUGCGAGAAAUUCUUCUACUAUGGAUGCGGGGGAAAUGACAAUAAAUUCUACUCGAUUCAUUUAUGCCGAAAAGUUUGCGGAGAACGAUUAUCACCACAAAUUGCUUGUGAUCACUGUGACUUGAGGACGUCGUAUUGCAAGGGAAAUUCGAAAUACAAUUACACAUGCGAGUGUCGGACGGGAUUUCAGAGAAACACACAAGGAGAAUGCAUUGAUAUCGAGGAAUGUCGAGGUUUCACAGCGGUUUGCGAUAA